This is a messenger RNA of Pocillopora meandrina, 4726 nucleotides long. The record is from the annotation of a GenBank genome assembly. Lineage: Eukaryota; Metazoa; Cnidaria; Anthozoa; Scleractinia; Pocilloporidae.
AUGCCGAACAUUAAGAUAUUUGGAGGGAAUUCUCAUCAACUACUGGCGAAAUUGAUUUCGGAACGGCUAGGGAAUGAACUGGGGAAGUGUGUGUUGAAAAAAUUCUCGAACAAGGAAACCAGGUGAGAGUGCGUUGUUACUGCCUUCCUUCGGUUUAUGAUGUCGUAAGAGCUCAACUAGUUUACAAAUGCAGCGUCGUGUUUUGUACCUUUUUAACUUAAAAAUCAAGAGUGAUAAUGGGGAUAAAACGGAAACGAAGGUCAACUUUGGGAAACUGAAAAUUUCUCAGUAAUGAUCGUAAAAUACAUGAGGAUAUGGGAAAAUCUUCCUGGUGCUGCUAUCAUACGAGUCUCGUGGUGAAUUUCUUCGGUAAAGUUUGCUCAAAAUACACAGUCUGCUGAUUUAUUUACCAACAUUGCUUUUGGAUUUCAUGUUUCACUGGCGACAGUUAGACCUGUGGUGACUUGUCAGGGUUUGUUUCACGAACAGACUUAUUUCCUACGACCUAAAUUAUUAGCACGUGGUUACUCGUCUAUCUGUCACAGUUCAUCAUAAAUGUUACCUGAAUAGUCGUCAGCGUUGCUUGUACCUCAGAAAAGUUGGUUCUGAUGUCGUCAUUUCUCUUUUUUAGGGAAGUGAUACAUAAGGGGAAAGUGUUAUUUCAGUUUUCCUCUCCAGAGGGUAGAGUUUGUUUUUUGCUCGAAAAUGAAGCGGCGGUAAUGUUCAUGCAUUAAACACCAUAAAGGAGUACCAGUGUUGUACCUGAACUAAUCUCGGUUUUCAUUAAUCAUAGAAGGUUAUCAACAUUGUUUGUUCAAUAAUGUAGUCAAUUCUGAUGUCAUUUGCAGCAUUUUGACUUCACGGCUGCUGACUGAGUUACUGUGUUUUAUUGCACUUUCUCAUUGUUCUGUAGUGUUGAAAUUGGUGAAUCAGUGCGAGGAGAGGAUGUCUUUAUAGUGCAAAGUGGUUGCGGUGAUGUGAAUGAUAAUUUAAUGGAACUGUUGAUCAUGAUCAAUGCUUGUAAGAUUGCUUCAGCCCAGCGAGUCACAGCUGUUAUUCCAUGCUUUCCAUAUGCAAGACAAGACAAGAAGGACAAGGUCAGUAAAAAUCAUGCUGUUGAUACCUAAAGGAAGUUUCAUGCAAAACUUUGUAACCCUAAGCAAUUACUUGGUCACAGGUUUAGUUCAAAUGAAGACACACACAGUAAACUUCCAUUAACUGUAUUUAGUGCAACAAGCCCCUUAGUGCAGCAUUAACAAUUGUCUCAAAGGCCUGGGCUCAAAACAUGUGGGCUGAGACAAAACUUCAUUACAAUCUGGAAGGCGUUUUAACUCAUAAACUUAAAUGGUCUUCACUCUCUCAUUGCUGAUGCUUAGAAAUCUUUUGUUUAUCAUUCAGUAUUGUCUGGAAAUGUUGCUUGAUGGUUUUUUUAGGGUGCUAAAACCAGCAACUUUCUGUUGUAGAGUCGUGCACCAAUUUCAGCUAAACUGGUGGCAAACAUGCUCUCAGUAGCUGGUGCAGAUCAUAUUAUUACCAUGGAUCUUCAUGCUUCACAGAUACAGGUAUAAACAAGAAUUAAUGAAUGUUGAAAAACUUACCACAAUUAUUUGAAGCUUAAUUACUCAAGGCAUAAUGAGUUCAGUUGAGAUGAUUAUUGGACAAUUUGUAUUGAGCUCAAGGAGACUAGUUGGUAUAGUAUGUUGCCCAGGUGAUUAUCAGAGAAACUGCAUUGUCUUUCAUCUUACUUGUGUGCUUAUAAAACAUCAAGAACUUGUGUGACUGCCGUUUUGGAAAUGUUUCCUUUUGUAGUAUUAUCGCUUGGUGCAAGUGAGUAAAGGGAGACAUAAUUUGGGUGUGCACAUUCCUGUUAUUAUUUAAGCAAUUGUAUAAAUACUUAUUGCAGACUGAGAUACCCUUAUGUGUAUUUCAGGUUCAUUGAAUUUCUGAUUGGAGGUAGAAACUGAGUUUAUAAUAUGAAGCGAGAAAAUAAUGGUUGUUAAGUGAAAAGUGUUAGUAUUUUUAGUUUAAAAAAGGGAAGUAUUUCAAUUCUUACUUGCCACGAAUUAAUUACCAACAACGAUAUUAAUGAUUUAAUUUAGUUAACCCUUUAACUCCCAUGAGUGACUAAGAGAGAAUUUCUACCUACUAUAUCUAGACAAUACUAUGCAGACAAGUGAUGAGAAUAAAGAAAGAUAUCAAUUAUGGGAUUACUAAUUGAUCUGACACCAAAUUCUCCAAGUCAACAUAAUGAGGAUUGUUUGGCAGACGGUUAGGGAGUUAAAGGGUUAAACUGAUCUAGCAGUGAAAGUGGAGCCAGUUUAUUUUCCAUGGAUUAGUUUGGUAAAUUAUUUAUGAUACAGGUCUUCUCUUCAUUCCAGGGUUUCUUUGAUAUACCAGUAGACAAUUUGUAUGCUGAGCCUGCAGUGUUAAGGUGGAUCAGAGAACACAUUACUGAGUGGGAACGAGCAGUUAUUGUUUCGCCUGAUGCUGGAGGAGCUAAAAGGUCUGAACUGCACAGACACGAGGCUACAAACUCAACUUGUAUCAUUGCAGGAGUUCCCUGGCUAUAGACUCUUAUAUUCUUUCUUUUUGUCAAUGCUUAAUUUCAAACAAUGCACAACACCUUGGUCAACCUUUGGACUGAUGCAGUUAACAUAGGUAUCUUCUGUGUACAUGGAGACCAUUUGUAAGUUGGUAUGGGUAUGAUGGUAGUAAAUGCUCUUUAUCAAUGUAGAAUUUAAAACGGUUGGUGUUUUUGCUCACUCAAAUGCAUUUCUUGUGGGAAAGCCAGUGAAGGUGCCCUUGAUCAAGCAAUCUAGCUUUCAAUUAGAAUGCAAUGAAACCCAAUUUAAUUAUUCAGCAAUGGUAUUUCUUGACUUCUUUUGUUGUUUCAGAGUUACAUCCAUAGCUGAUCAUUUGAAUGUUGGCUUUGCCUUGAUUCAUAAAGAGGUAAGGUUUGUAGAAAACAGCAUGAUGCGAUUUAGUUGGUUUUUAAUGCAGUUGGAAGUGUAAUAUCAUUUCAUUACAUUCCUCAGUAUCAAAAGCUGCCCCCCCCCCCUUAUGACUAUAGUUCUCUUUGCAGUUUAAGAGUUUACCAUGUGUUGUGCCACACCUAUUUGCACAUUAAUUGUCCAAUACAACAAGUAAUUAUUCUAAUGUUAUCAGCUCAGAUGAUAGAUGAAUGUGCUGUUAUUUUGUUGGUUUUUCAUUUUCCAAAAAGUAGUCACUCAGUUGCACUGGGAAGUAAAAUUAAACAAUCACAGCACAACUCAUUUCAGACUGAAACAUGAAAUCCAUCUCAGACUGGCCUCCUUGGGAAGAUGUGAUUUUCCUCCCACAGAAAAAUAAACUCUUGUCUGUUUGAAUGAAAAUUGUUAAUUUUGCAUCUGUUUGUAGUGUAGAAGAUCAUCUCUAAUUACUUUUUAUUUGUUGCUAAUCAGCGAAAAGUUGCCAAUGAAGUGGCCAGUAUGGUUCUUGUUGGAGAUGUUAAAGAUCGUACAGCAAUACUAGUUGAUGACAUGGCAGAUACCUGCGGAACACUAACACUUGCAGCUCAGAAGUAAGUUCUCCACCACAAAUUGCAAAUGGACCAAUGUCCUAAGAACUUCAUGAUCACUUGUUGAUGUAUUCUUUUCAUCAAACGUUUUUAAUGUCACCUUUACCAAGUUAAUAAUGUUCAGUGGAGAGGAGUAAGAGAGAAGGGAGUUUGAAAGUAGUGGAGCUGCUAUCCUUUGUAUUCCCUCUCCUCUUUCUCACUCGUCCCAACAAAAUGAGAACUUGGAACAUAUUUUUUUUUAUUAUUAUGUUGGUGGAUUUCUCAAGCGCUUACCCAUUCCUUUUGUUAUUCCACCAGACUGAGAGAUGCUGGUGCUGCCAAAGUUUAUGCUAUACUGACACAUGGAAUCUUCUCUGGUCCUGCUCUGCGGAGAAUUGAGGAAAGUGAUCUGGAAGCUGUUGUAGUCACAAAUACCAUCCCACAAGAAAGCAAAAUGGAAAAUUGUGCAAAGAUCAAGGUAAGAAAUCCCUCAGCCCCUUGAUCCCUAAGAGUUACUAGCAUCCAAUUUCUCCACAUAUUAUCACCCCUGAAUUACACGUUUAGGUUGGAGAAUAAAGAAAAUGAUUACCAACUGAAGAAGCUCUUGAUUGUUGAACAAAUUAUCCUUGUCAGAACCUGGAAAAUGUGCAAACUGAUGUUGGGGUGCAAAGGGUUCACUUACAGAUUAGUGGAGAGGUGACUGAGUUCACAUAUGACUGGUGUUCAUGAAAGUUCUGUCAAUUGAUCAGUUUUUCCAGUUGAUAAGUGGAUCAGGCUUAACACUGUACAACUUUUACUACUGAUAGGAUGAUCAACACUACAAGAAAAAUCAGUCAGAAGGGUAAUCUGUAUCAACAAUGCAUUUCAUUUUGAUUUUCCUUGUUUUUAUUUUUUUAAUUCCCUAUCUUUCUGUUUUGUCCUAGUGCAUUGAUAUUUCCAUGAUCCUUGCCGAGGCUAUUCGCAGAACACACAAUGGUGAAUCAGUCUCUUACCUGUUCACUAAUGUUCCCCUUUGAAAGACAUAAAUGUGUGUACAGGGAGUUUGGGUUCUUUGAGUAUUUAAUAAGAGUUAACAGAUUAUAUUUGUUAUGGUCAGAAUAGCAAUUCAUACGCGUUGACCAGGUAACAGUCCUCUGAGCUUUGACUGAUGUGGCCACCUAGGCAAGUAGGAAAAAUGUAGUCAACUGCAAG